GACUCUUGUUCUCUCAUAUGUGAUUGUUAACCACAUACACUUUAUCACAAUAAAACCUCACGACUGCAUUAUCAGGGUAGUGAAACAGUUAUUGACAUCUGCAUAUCUGUAAUGGAUGGAAUUCAUCUAAUAAUUUGCCUGCUGUGGGCAUGUGUGAAUGUGUGUGAAUGCAAGCCGGCCAUGUUUGGAGAAGUGUCUUCUCCACAGUACCCUCAGCCUUAUCCAGAGAAUCUCCAAGAACAGUGGGACCUGGAAGUGCCUCAAGGAUACCAGAUCCAGCUAACAUUCAAUCACCUGGACAUUGAGCCCUCUCCAAACUGUUACUACGAUUCGGUCUCGGUUGUGUCUGAUGAGAAGGUUCUGGGGAAGUUCUGCGGUCAGAAUUCCACCGACAGGUUUCACCCAGGUGAAAAGCCUAUCCUGGCUCCCGGUAAUCGUCUCCAGUUGGUUUUUCUAACGGACGACUCAAAUCAUGAGUCACACUUGGGAUUCACUGCGUUCUACCAGGCUGUUGACAUAGAUGAGUGUUCGUCAUCCAGUGUGGUAAAAGAUCCACCAUGUUCACAGAUAUGCCUCAACACUCUUGGCUCCUACCUGUGUGCAUGUCACCAUGGUUACACACUAAAGCCUGACCAACGCACCUGCGCCUUGGACUGUGGAGGUGGGGUGCACAGUGAACUAGAGGGGACCAUCUCCAGUCCUGGUUACCCAGACAUGUCCCCACAAGAUCUGGACUGUGUCUACAGCAUCUCUGUGCAGCCAGGCUUCAUUAUCACUCUCAACUUUAGCCAGAACUUCCACAUAGAGCAGGUCUACAAUCAAGGACCAACCUGCCUCUACCACUGGCUGCAAGUGUCUGUCUUAGGAAAAGAUCAGAAGUACUGCGGAGGGAAAAGCCCUGGCGUCCUCGACACUGGCACUCACUCUGUCCAGUUGGAGUAUCACACUGACAGAUACGGACAGAGCCAGGGGUGGAGCUUACAUUACACCACACAGAGGGUGAAGUGUCCGCAGCCGGACAGUAUCAGCCAUGGAAAAGUCACACCAGUUUUUGCCCAGUACUUGUACAGAGACUAUAUUCAUGUGCGCUGUAACCCAGGAUACAAGCUCAUGAUGGGAGAGAAAGAGAUUGCAAGUUUUAAGUCCAUGUGUCAGAGUAAUGGACAAUGGCAUUUGACACUGCCAGAGUGCAAGAUUAUUGACUGUGGAGAACCAAAGCUGCUGCCUAAUGGAGCCUUUCGGUUUAUCAGUGGAGAACACAACGAAUAUCUCUCUGUCAUAGAGUAUCGCUGCAAUGAGCCUUACUACAGAUUUAAGGAUACUCCUAAAGUAAGCUACAAGUGUGCAAAUGACCGGAAAUGGACAGAAGACAACAACAUUGAUGUUAUUCCACCUUGUUAUUCUGUGUGUGGAAUGAAUUCAGAAGUCACUUCUGGUGGCAGAGUCUUUGGUGGGAAACCAGCCGCACUGGGGCAGAUUCCCUGGCAGCUCUUCCAUAAGACACAUACCAGAGGUGGUGCGUCUCUGAUCAGUGAUUACUGGGCUCUAACAGCUGCUCAUGUAGUGGAUGGAUUUGAAAAUAAAAACAUGACUUGGCUUGGAGGAAUAAUUAAUAAUGAGGACACAAACGCAGUCACUAUGGAGGCCGAGAAGGUCAUCAUUCACCCAAAAUAUCAUAGGGUUGGUCAGGGUCAUUCUCCAACAAACUUUGACAAUGACAUUGCUCUGAUCAAAAUGUCUGCCCAGGUUCCACUCGGUCCAAACAUCAGGCCAGUGUGUCUGCCAAACAAAACACAUGAACUUGUAAUGGAGGGCACGAUGGGUACUAUAUCAGGUUUUGGAGGGUUUGAGCGGGGCGUAACAAGUCAAAUUUUACGUUAUGGGAUUGUUCAGGAAUAUACUCUUGAUAAGUGUGAAUCAGGGGUUCUGCCUGUCACUGAUAACAUGUUUUGUGCUGGAGACGAUGUUAAACGUGUUGACAGUUGUAAAGGUGACAGUGGGGGUCCUCUGUUCUUCCCCAUGUUGAAUUAUGGAACUAAAGAGCAGCCCUAUGAGGUGAGGGGCAUUGUGUCAUGGGGUCCUGAAAAAUGUGGCUCUAAAGGUUUCUACACUAAAGUGCAGAACUACCUGAACUGGAUAGAAGAAACAAUGGCAAAUAAUUAGCAACAGCU
Molecule: messenger RNA, 2171 nt
Organism: Rhinichthys klamathensis goyatoka
Lineage: Eukaryota; Metazoa; Chordata; Actinopteri; Cypriniformes; Leuciscidae
Product: complement C1r-A subcomponent-like
Exons: 11
Coding region: 112-2163 (683 amino acids)
Biological process (GO): proteolysis; complement activation
Cellular component (GO): extracellular region
Molecular function (GO): calcium ion binding; serine-type endopeptidase activity
Source: RefSeq, a predicted model, not a curated record